Messenger RNA from Scomber scombrus (Atlantic mackerel), 3589 nucleotides. RefSeq names its product integrator complex subunit 5 (gene ints5). Lineage: Eukaryota; Metazoa; Chordata; Actinopteri; Scombriformes; Scombridae. The record is from RefSeq and is a predicted model, not a curated record. Bases 114 to 3161 code for a protein of 1015 amino acids. Gene Ontology annotation, biological process: snRNA 3'-end processing. Gene Ontology annotation, cellular component: integrator complex. The transcript is spliced from 4 exons.
GCCCUUUCGCUGUAUUUUAUCCAGAAAUUUGAUAGAGAUUAAUAACAUAAAGCUGUCAUAAAGCUCACAUCGAAGCUCCGAAAACCGACAAGAGGAUUUGAUGUGACGCUUAAAUGUUAAAAGAGCAAGCGAUGUCGGUGGUGUUUGACGGGAGUCCGCUGAAGGCGAUGCAGAGCUCACACACUCACGCACCGCAGACUGCUGCCCUGAGUGGCCAGGAGCUUUCCCAGGAGAUCAAGUCCUUCAUCAGUGGCGUUGACACAGUUCAGGGCCGGAAGCUCAGUGUGAGGGAACACGCCCGCUGUGCUGUGCGUCUGCUGCGCUCGGUCCCGGCCUGCAGGGGUGCAGUGCUGGAGCAUCUGCGAGGCGUCUAUGAUGAGCACGUCUCUGCCUUCCUGCACAACCUGGAGACAGAGGGUGAUGCCAACUCUGGGGUCAGCUCCAACCUGGAGGAUAUCAUACAGGAGGUUCAUGGCGUGCUGUCAGAGUUCAUCCGUCUCAACCCAAGGGCCUGGGCCCCCCUGGUGUCUGCCUGGGCUGUGGACUUACUGGGCCAGCUGAGCAGCAAGCACGCCGGCCGCAGGGUGGCCCCCCACUCCUCCAGCCUCAACGAGCUGCUCCAGCUCUGGAUGUCCUGCGCUGCCACCCGCUCCCUCAUGGAGGCCUACUCUCAGUGUUUGGCUGCCAUGCUGGCCUGGUGCCCUGAUGCCUGUGUGGAUGCGUUGUUGGAUACCUCAGUUCAACAUUCCCCGCAUUUUGACUGGGUGGUGGCUCACAUCGGCUCAGCCUUCCCAGGGACUAUCAUCAGCAGAGUCCUAGCCUGUGGGCUCAAGGACUUCUGCUCCCACGGUGCCAAGGACCAAGGGCUAGUGGUGAUGGGAGUUGAAAAAGGCAGCAGAGUACCAAAGAUUGGCUCAGUGGUAGGAAUCCUUGGACACCUUGCAGCACACCACUCUGACAGCAUCCGGAAGGAGCUGCUCAGGAUGUUCCAAGAGAGCCUCAUCCCAUCCAGCCCUCUAUCUCCUACUUCAUCCUCAACCUCCUGGGAGAGUUCCCCUCAACUCCGUCGAGCUGCUGUACCAUUUUUGCUCCAGCUGGCUGCAAUGUCCCCCAACCUCUUUGGUGCUGUCUCCGCAGAGCUGGUAGAGCUGCUGCGCCCACCUGUCCUGCUCCAGCUGCAGGCUUUGCUUCAGGGGCUUCCCAGAGAAGAACUGGAUAACAUGCUGGGACUGGCUGUCCACCUUAUUAGCCAGAACCCAUCGGGAGGGGCCCGGGUCCUCCGCUUUCUGGCAGACACAGCAACUCCAGCCUCAGUCAUUAUCUCUGGCCCUACACCCUCCCCUCAUGAAGGUGUCAGAGAGGGCUGCGACCGCCUUCUCCAGAUGCUGCUUCUGCAUCUCCAUAAACUGGUUUACAACCGCUCGGAUGGAGUUGAAGGAAAUCCUCAUCACUCUGCUUCCUCUCAGCCCAAGACAGUCAUCCCCUUCCUGGAGGAGCUGCAGACACACGUAGCUGAGCUGUGUGCUGAGACAUUGAGACUGGAGAGAAAACGUCACCUCUGGCUGCAUCAGUUGCUCUGCCUGCUGUCGGUGUACGGGGGCCCCAGUGUGGCGACCGAAGCCCUUUGUCAGCUUCUCACCCAGGCCCGCAACCCAGAGGAGUUGGCUCUGGCCUGGCAGCUCCACACUACACUCUCCUCCUGCAUGGCGGGACUAAUUCCUGCCGCUGUAGCCCGCUGUGUGGCGCAGAUCCACACACAUACGCUGGGACCCCGGCAGCUGAGGCAGCUGCUACUUAACCUGGCUGCAGCCAUCCAGAGUCAAGAUGAGGAGAGAAGAGGGGCGCUGAGCACUCAGUCCACCAUGGCUGUUCAGAUGGGCUCCGCAGUCUCAGGACACCUCCAUGAUUUUGGCCCACUCCUUCUCCACGGUGAUCCAGUCGUAUCACAUGCAGCAGUGCGUCUCCUGUCGGUCAGCCCACUCCCUCGCACCUCUUCCUCAGCACACCUGCUGCUGCUCGCCCGUGCUGCUGUCACUCAUUUCUUUCUGGCUCUGCGGAGGAGAGGAGAAAUGGGGAAGGUGGGGAGAGAUGGAGGACAGGCAGCCGAGGCGGUGAACUGUUCAGUCCUGCUCCUUUCCCGAUUUGCUGCAUACUCUUCUCUCACUCUCAAAGCAGUACUUCAGCAGCUGGUUGAGGGAUCGCUGCAUAAAGGCAAUGCUGACCUGUUUGGAGGGCAGACCGCAGACAUGUCGGGUUCUCCCGCAGUCGCUCCAUCUGUGUCCCCUGACCUCGGAGCCUCACUGAUCGAUAUCAACUGUUGCUUUGGUACAACUGUCAACUUUUCUGGCAGUGUGUGGUCUGUGUUUCAUGCUGGGGUGAUUGGCAAGGGGCUGAAAGUCCGCACUGACACACCUCUACCUGACCCAUCUGGGGUCAUCCAGAAUACCCAGACUCUACUGGCUGUCGUAGUCCAGUGUUGCAGCUCCUCUGGUCUCAACGGCUCCAUCAAUGGCUCACGACCAUCAUCGGACCCUGAUGAACCACCGCCCAUCAACGCUGAGGCAGCCAAAGUCAUUGCUGUCACACUGGUGGAAAAUGUGUGUCCGGACGUGGCCAACGGGGAGCUGUCCUGGCCCCCUGAAGAACAUGCCCGUACCACUGUGGAGCGAGACAUCCACAUUCGCCGGUACUUUGAGGCCCAUCCUGUUCUCUUCGCUCUGCUUCAAGUGGUGGCCGCUGGACGCCCAGCUCUCUGCUACUGCUCAGCUGUGCUCAGGGGCCUCUUGGCCACUCUGCUCGCCCACUGGGAGGCGUCACGUGAGGGUUUGUCCACAGACUCCCAGUGGCACCUCCAGGCCUCCUGCCUCCUGGUGUCCUGCAUGGGAGAGGGCCAGCUCCUGCCUCCUGUGCUGGCCAAUGUCCACGAAGCCUUCCCCCACCUCGCACCCUUUGAAGUGAGGCUGCUGCUCCUGGCUGUGUGGGAGUAUGUGAGGGGUAACGGGCCAAUGCCCCAGAAAUUUGUCUUCAGCUCCGAGAAGGGCCUUUUCUGCAGGGAUUUCUCACGAGAUGGUGACGUGGCGAGAUACGUGGCGCCGAUUCACAGUGUCCUGCAUAAAAACAUUGACAGAUUGGGCCACCUCUGCUGGCGCUUUCAGCUCUGACAUGUAGAGGGAAGAAAACUGUAAAGAGCAGGUGACAGGAAUAGAGAAAGUGAAAGAGGUGGAAGACUGUGUUACAUGGUUCUAAGACGUUGCUAUCACUGUACUUUUCAUUCAGUUUCAUACAUCUGUGUGUGUGUGUGUGUGUGCGUAUAACUUUUGUACCAUAUUUUUAGACUUGAUACUUUUCUAACUAGUUGCUUCUGAGAGAAAGACAAGUGGCAUAAAGAAUGACACACAUACAAAAUACAGCCUUAAUAUCUCAUUUUGAUUAGAAAACUCAAUUCUCUCCUUUAUAAAUUAUUGGUAUAAUUUUCAGAUUGAUCUCAUAUAGAACAUGUUCUGACUGCAAACAUGCCUCGCAUUUCUUGUUAUAUGCACAAAAUGUUGUUUCAACCACUUUACAAAAUAAAAUUUCAUUUGGUCCUCGA